Molecule: messenger RNA, 393 nt
Organism: Meloidogyne enterolobii
Lineage: Eukaryota; Metazoa; Nematoda; Chromadorea; Rhabditida; Meloidogynidae
Source: the annotation of a GenBank genome assembly
UCUUAUAGUGAGGUUUUAAUCUGCAUGAUUACAUUUUUUAAUUUUGUAGCUCAUGCUCCCAUUUUACAUCCUCAACCACCUAUGAUAGUUCAUCAUCCACCUCAUCCCUUUAUACCAACAGUUCAACUGCAUCCAAUUGUGCCUCAUCCACCACCACCAGCGUACAUGCAAAUUUACUUUACUGAUUAAAUUAUAAACAUUUUUAGUCUAUAUUAUCCUGCAAUGCACCAACUAGGCUCACCACCAGUACCUUUGUCUCCAGACGACUUGGCUUAUGCCACUCAUCAUUAUCACCAGUAUCAACCAGGAUGGAACCAACAACUUUAUCACUAUUGGCAACAAAAUAAUCCGGUUCAAUCGUCAAUGCCAUAUCCGGAGUAUCUAUUUAGGUAG